Helobdella robusta is the source of this 639-nucleotide messenger RNA. RefSeq lists its product as hypothetical. Lineage: Eukaryota; Metazoa; Annelida; Clitellata; Rhynchobdellida; Glossiphoniidae. The record is from RefSeq and is a predicted model, not a curated record. The coding region runs from base 1 to 639 and encodes 212 amino acids. Gene Ontology annotation, molecular function: protein binding. The transcript has 3 exons.
AUGGUUUUGGCUGGAGAAGACCUGCUUUACCACCAGCAAGAUGAAGAGGAACAAGAAGAUGAUGAGAAUUCAUAUGUGCUAGCUGAGAAUGAAAAUAAUAAUGAUAGCAACAAUAACAUACUUAAUAAUGAUAAAAAUUAUAAUAAUAAUAUUGUAGGUGAUGACAAUAAAAACGCUAUAAAUAAUGAUAAAAAUGGUAGUGAUGAAGAUGAAAAAACUAAAUAUGCUGUUGAUACAGUUGAAAAGUGUGUUGACCAUACAAAAAAGUCACCAUCAGCCAUCACCAUCACCAUAAAGACACUUGAAUUCAACCUGAAAUGCAAAUUCAUCAACACUACAGCCAUUGAAAUCAUCUGGGAUGAACCGAGCAUAGCAAACACCAACAACUUUUGUGGGUAUGUCAUCACAUGGGCUCCUAUUACCACAAAACACAACAUUGAAAGUCACACAUACGUCGAGUUGGACCCAAACAAAACCUGCCACCUGGUGACGGAUUUAGACUACAAUUUACCCUACUGGUUCCUUGUAAAAAUGUUCCUAAAUGAUGGAAUGUUUGUGAAAGAAUCUGCAGACUUUCUUAUUGCAUCAAGAUGGUUCGAACAUGAUCGAGUUCUACUGCCCCAUGGUUUGGCCAUUUAG